CAGGUGGGUGCGCUGGCACGGGAGCGCCCUCGAGGGGUACGGCCCGCGGGCGGCCCAGCUCGCCGAGCGGUCCAGCGCCCUCGUGGACCCCUCGCUGUGCCUGGGGGCCGGGCAGAUCCUGCGCGUGGAGUUCGUGGCCAGCGGCCCGGGGCGCUGCUUCCGCCUGUUCGCCGUGGGGGAGGCGGUGCGGUUCGUGGACGACGUGAGCGCCAGCGCUGCCGGGCUGAACGCGAAGGAACCCGCAUGGAUCAGGUCCACUGGGGUCGCCCCGGAGGCCUGGGGCUGGUUCAGAGAUGACGCCAUCCCCUGGAGCUUCGAGGCGCGCGAGUGCAUCGGGUUCGGAUUCGCCCCCACCAGCGACGCCGACGACUCGUGCAGGGUGCCCUUCUCGAGGGCGGCCGGCGGGCGCCGCGUAGUGCGCUUUUCUGGCAUGGACCUGGAGGAUGAGAGCCUGCUUCGGGGCGGGCAGGAGUACACCAAGUGGGAGUCCACCCGAGUGCAUGCCGUCAGGGUCCUGUGGGCAAACCUGACCGAGCGCAGCGUGGCGUCACUGGACGAGGCGCUGGCCGAUGGGGUUGACGCCGAGUUCGAGCAGCUGCGGCGCGCGGUGCACCUGCGGGGGUCCCUCGUGCACCCCUCGGUUGCGCAGCGCGCCGCGCGCGCGUCCGAGCUCCUGGCGGGGGUCGAGGGCGCGAUGGCGGCGCUCAUGGUCCAAAGCUGCCAGGUCCUCUUCUUCACGCUGGUGCAGCACGAUGCCCCCCGCGGGCGGGAGGAAGACCACCGGCGGUGGACGGCGCGCUUCGACCACCUCGUGGGCCUCGCCGCGUGCGUCGCCGCCGCCGCGGCCUGCGGCAGCGGGGCCCCGCCGCAGUGGGCCGCGGACGUGCUGGGCCUGGCGCUGAACCUCUGGGCCAACGUCUGGGCGCUGCCCGAGCACUCCGCCUGGGGCCUCGGCUUCUGGGACGUACGGCUGCUGGCCGCGGGCG
Messenger RNA from Prorocentrum cordatum, 986 nucleotides. The record is from the annotation of a GenBank genome assembly. Lineage: Eukaryota; Dinophyceae; Prorocentrales; Prorocentraceae.